AUGGCAAGUGUCGAAUACAUCUUCAAGACUAUCAAUUAUGGCACCGAAACGGUGAACCUGACAGCUACCGUGCACUUACCCAAAGACAUAACCUCAGUCAAAGCAAUUGCGCUAUACUUCCACGGCGGCGGCUACAUCGUCGGCAGCCGGGCAAUGCUACCUUCUCCACAUAUUGAAGCCCUAAACGAGAAAGGCUUCAUCGCUGUAUCUUCAGACUAUCGCUUGAGUCCUACCAUCUCCGUCCUAGAUGGUCCAGUAAGCGAUUCAGUAGCCGCAUAUGAAUGGGCAAAGAAUGAGCUUCCUACACUGCUGGAGAGAGACCAUGGUAUCCGAGUACACGGGAAGAACAUCGUCACACUCGGUCAUUCUUGUGGUGGAGGUCUUGCAUUGCUUAUGGCUUCCCGCCCUAAUCCACCAAAGGCUGUCCUCGAUAUCUUCGGGUUCAAAUAUCUCCUUGACCCCUUCUAUCACACCGGCACGAGCACUCGAUCCCAUUCUGAUGCACCCGCUCUGCCCUCGGCCGAAUUCAUCAACCAGGUCUUUAGCGAGAUCCCCCCGCCCACAGGAGCUCGUCCGCCAUUCGGACCAAAUGGACUCGAUCUGAGCACGCCGCGUCAAGCUUAUCUGAUCGCUUCUGUGAGUAAGGGCACCCAAUUCGACGCAAUUAUCGCCGAGGAUGAGUAUGACCACGUGGAUCCGAAGAAACUGUUUAAAAGUCCUGAUUUCCCGCCGACUUGUUUCGUCCAAGGAACGGCUGAUGUCGUUGUUGAUGCAAAAUUUUCUCAAUGGGCUUAUGCGGAGCUACAAAAGAACGGGGUGCAGAGUGAACUGUACCUUGUAGAGGGUAUGGCUCAUGGGUUUGAUGCUAGGUUGAAGCGUGGGGAUGCUGCUUUUGGGUCCAUCUAUAAAGGCGUGGAGUUUUUGGCGAAGCACGUUGUCGGUUGA
Messenger RNA from Penicillium brasilianum, 945 nucleotides. The record is from the annotation of a GenBank genome assembly. Lineage: Eukaryota; Fungi; Ascomycota; Eurotiomycetes; Eurotiales; Aspergillaceae.